Messenger RNA from Mesorhabditis spiculigera, 612 nucleotides. The record is from the annotation of a GenBank genome assembly. Lineage: Eukaryota; Metazoa; Nematoda; Chromadorea; Rhabditida; Rhabditidae.
AUGCAGCCCCACGACGAGUACGAUUAUCUUUUUAAGGUGAUUCUACUCGGCGAUUCCGGAGUCGGAAAAACCAACUUGCUGUCCCGAUUCGCCGACAACCGAUUCAGCCUGGAGACGCGGCAGACGAUCGGCGUCGAGUUCAAAUGCGCCUCAGUACAGGUUGACGGGAAAACUGUGAAAGCCCAAAUCUGGGACACGGCCGGCCAGGAGCGAUUCCGAGCCAUUACGGCGGCGUAUUACCGCGGAGCUGUCGGGGCUUUGCUGGUAUAUGAUGUUGCCAACCACCAGAGCUACCGUAACCUGGAGCGAUGGCUCGGGGAGCUGCGCGAGCAUGGAGAUCCGGGGAUACAGGUGACGCUCGUGGGCAACAAGAGCGAUUUGCGCCACCUCCGAGCCGUUCCGACUGACGAGGCCAGAAUCUUUGCCGAAAUGCAAAAUUUCUCGUUUUUUGAAACCUCUGCGCUGGAUAGUACGAACGUCGAGACAGCAUUUACCGAGCUUCUGACGCAAAUCUACAGAACUACGAUAGAACGGAAUUUCCAAACCCGCUCGAAUGAUGCCUUCGAUUUGAAUGACGCGGGCGGGAAGGGCAAGAAGGGUUGCUGCAAGAUC